AGGGGUGAAUAUAUCCAACCCAAUUCGACUUUUCAAGAUCUCACAUGCUAACCACCAACAAGCAUGACACACAGAAGACUCAUCCAACUAACAGUUGGUAGUUUAUGACACCUUUAUCAGCUUAUAAAUAUCAUGAUCCAUAAGACAUUAGCCAACAACUUCAGCAUUAAGCACAAGCAGAUCAUAACGAUCCGAGGUCAAAAUAUGGAUAACAGACUCUUGAGCAGCGCCAUGGCAGCCCCGAUCGUAUCAAGGGGGCUACUUUUGUCUAAAUCUUGCCAAUCCCUUUGCACUCUCCCGUCGUCUUCUAGAUUCAAUGGCAUAGAUACAACAGACAGUCUUGCAGUCUCCAUUCAAAAUCAUUUGAGCUUAGGACCCAAACUACUAGAAAUUGUGAAGCACAAGUUGAGUUAUGGUGCAAAAAUCCUACCACUUGGCCGCGAAGGAAAAAUCUUCAAUAAAAAUUUCAGUGCAAGGGAUACUGAGAAGCUGUUGCAUGCGUCCCGUUGUUCCAUAUACACUACAGCUGGCGCAAUCGCAGGCAUCCUCUUCGUGACUAACGAAAGAGUUGGAUUUUGUAGUGAUAGAUCUGUCAAAACAUAUUCUGCAGCAGGAGAGAUGUUUAAGUUCCAAUAUAAGGUUUCAAUUCCUUUAGGUAAGAUUAAAGGAGUAGGAGAGAGCGUGAACACGAAGCGGCCAUCAAACUAUUGA
This is a messenger RNA of Helianthus annuus (common sunflower), 711 nucleotides long. Its product is annotated as GEM-like protein 7. Lineage: Eukaryota; Viridiplantae; Streptophyta; Magnoliopsida; Asterales; Asteraceae. The record is from RefSeq and is a predicted model, not a curated record. The coding region runs from base 133 to 711 and encodes 192 amino acids. The transcript has 3 exons.